AUGCAAGCACUGGGAGGAUAUGGCUCUGGUUCCGAAGAGGACGAAGAGCCAGCAGUUGUUAAAAAGCCUCGAGUUGAACUAGCGCCAGAUGUCAAUGCACAGGACUUAUCAUCAUAUAGACCUCUAACAAGUCCAAAAACCAAAGAAUUGACUCAUAAUAUGCUAUAUCAAGAUCUAGCCAAACCUGUUGCUGGUCCAGCAAAUCCGUGGCGAGCAGCACAUCAAGAGCAGAAAAACACAUUAACAGGAUACGUAGAACGCUUCCAUGUCAACGAUGUUACAUUCAAUACCCUACAACGUACGUAUCAUAACUUUGGAUACACCGUUGAUCCCAACUCGAACGGAGAUGUGAUGGUUGGAAAUGCAGAAGUAGCCUAUAAGAUGAAUGGCGCUACUAUAAACGAUUCCAUCAAACGGGAAGCUCCAGCUCCUAAACGUAAAGCUCGGGGUGAUGUAGUAUCUGAUCCAUUGAACUUUACGGGUCCAUGGGCUGGAUAUGAAGAAGAACGUGUUGGACCUGGCACUAUUGCCGCACCAUCAGAAGCUGAACGAUACGCCGCAGAAUACGCAUCCACGGGCACGAUUGGUGGAAUAGCUACGCCAGCCAAUACCAAUGAGCCCGUCGUGGUUACCGUAGGAAGUACCAAUCCUGAAAAGGCAGAAAUACAGCCUGGUAGUGAAAGAACCGUCUUCCAUGGUGAAUCUGAGAAGGAUUAUUUGGGCAGAACGUAUAUGCAUGUACCAACAGAUUUGGAUGUUAAUUUAUUGGGAGAGUCUGGUAGUCAGGAAUGUUUUUUGCCCAAGAAGCUGAUUCAUACCUGGACGGGACACACUAAAGGUGUUAAUGCUAUUCGAUUCUUUCCCAAAUCGGGUCAUUUGCUGUUGUCGUGUUCUAUGGAUGGUAAAGCAAAGCUAUGGGAUGUGUAUCAUGAUCGUCGUGUAUUGAGAACGUAUAUAGGUCAUAGUAAAGGUAUUCGAGAUGUGAGCUUCAACAAUGAUGGAACCCGCUUUUUGACGGCAAGUUAUGACCGAUUUAUGAAACUUUGGGAUACUGAGACUGGUCAAUGCAUAUCAUCAUUCACAACACGCAAAACACCAUAUUGUAUCAAAUUCAACCCAGACGAUGAUAAGCAACACAUAUUCCUGGCCGGCAUGCAAGACAAAAAGAUUGUGCAAUUCGACAUCAACUCUGGAGAGAUUACGCAAGAAUAUGAUCAGCAUUUAGGUGCCGUCAACACCAUCACAUUUGUGGAUGAUAAUAGGCGAUUUGUCACUACAUCUGACGACAAGACGCUGCGAGUAUGGGAAUAUGAUAUACCGGUAGUGAUCAAGUAUAUUGCAGAGCCCGAUAUGCACUCUAUGCCAGCUGCUGCUCUAUCGCCGAACAAAAAAUGGCUUGUAUGUACAUCACUAGAUAACCAGAUCGUAGUGUACUCUGCCCGAGACCGUUUCCGCGAGAAUCGUAAAAAGGGAUUCCGUGGUCACCUUAUAGCUGGAUACGCUUGUCAACCUUCCUUCUCACCAGACGGUCGCUUUAUAUCAUCAGGAGAUUCAGCAGGCUUUGUCUGGUUUUGGGACUGGAAGUCGUGUAAAGUGUUGAAGAAGAUGAAGUGUCAUGAUCGAGUCGUGUUGAAUGCUGAAUGGCAUCCUCACGAAACAUCAAAGAUGGCAACUUGCUCCUGGGAUGGCACCAUUAAUGAAACAGAAACUACAAUACAGCGAGCGAGCCUUCCUGGCAAUUCGACUGAAUCAACAGAUACUCGGAUGCUCGUCCAAGAUCGAGAUCAAGGUUACCAUGCCAACCCAAACUACACCAUGUCAUACGAAUGGUAUGAUCUCAUGAGGGUCGAUAUUCGUCACAAGGCCUUCAACUCGUUCGAGAUUGCCAGGAGGCAGUCCAUACUGGCGAAUCUCAAAAUUUAUGUCUAUGACAUGGAUCCUGCCACAUCUGGCAAGCAGCUAUACGAAGCUGACAACAGUAGAAUUAUGAGAAACUGCCGGCUGUCGUAUUGGGCGUAUGAGGUCUUCUUCCAUGAAUACUUGCUACAGUCUCCCUAUAUAACAAAGAACGCAUCCGAAGCAUCGUUAUUUUAUAUACCGAUUUACUCAUCAUGCUACUUUUUUGAUAUUGGAUGGAAAUCCAUCGCUAAUGCCACAGCGCUGGUUCGGGAUGGUAUAAAAAGUUUAGCUGCCAAGGAACCACGAGUACAGGCCGCUUUAGAUGGAAAACGCAAAGACCACAUCAUCGUAUAUUCUCACGGCCGAGGAAGCGUGUACGCUCCACCGGAGAUGAGCUCCCAAUUUAUACAUAUAAGUCCCUUCCGAGCCGGGCCUAGAGACAUCAUUACUCCACUGUUUGCUAUCCCAGAAGGACUCCCCAAUAGAAACGCUUGGCAUUAUGGCUUUAGGGAGUACUUUGCUACAUUUGCUGGGUCUUGUGCGCCAAGUAACUCAGCUCCAAUUAGAAUAAAAUUGUGUGAUCUUUUAGAUGACCUGCUUAAGUCGGAUCCAGCCUUCUUCAGCUACCCAAGGAUCACGCUGCUUGCCCUAAUCGCAGGACACAAAUGGAGGCCAAAGAUAGAGCACUUUGAUGAAAUGAGAAGAACGACCUUCUGUUUGGCACCAGCUGGCUGGUCGCCAUCGUCUGUAAGAUUCUUUGAAAGUGUCUAUGGUGGAUGUAUUCCAGUGCUGAUUGGGAGUGAUGACAUUGACUUCCCCUUUGCCGAUACGAUACAUCUACAGAAUGCCAUCGUUUGGAUUCCCGAAGAGGACAUUUCUCGCAUGUUUGAUAUAUUAUUAGCUAUAGAUGAACAGGAAGUCAUUAAAAGGCAGCUCAUACUGAGGGAGAUCGGACCUUAUAACUUUUAUUAUAUGUGGCAAGCCAUUCAAUUGAAGAAGCUUCAGAUUCAGGAGGCUCGCGACAAGGUCAUCGAGUUCCCCAAGUGGCUUGAAGAGUCGUAUGAACGGGAUGCGUUUGAUAAUCUACUACUAGAUCUGGCUCAUCGCAGUACUCUCGUCUCUCUCACAUAA
This is a messenger RNA of Synchytrium microbalum, 3030 nucleotides long. RefSeq lists its product as uncharacterized. Gene Ontology annotation, cellular component: catalytic step 2 spliceosome. The transcript has 9 exons. Gene Ontology annotation, molecular function: mRNA binding; protein binding. Lineage: Eukaryota; Fungi; Chytridiomycota; Chytridiomycetes; Synchytriales; Synchytriaceae. Bases 1 to 3030 code for a protein of 1009 amino acids. Gene Ontology annotation, biological process: mRNA splicing, via spliceosome. The record is from RefSeq and is a predicted model, not a curated record.